Molecule: messenger RNA, 846 nt
Organism: Myripristis murdjan (pinecone soldierfish)
Lineage: Eukaryota; Metazoa; Chordata; Actinopteri; Holocentriformes; Holocentridae
Exons: 6
Coding region: 1-846 (281 amino acids)
Source: RefSeq, a predicted model, not a curated record
AUGUCUGGAGCCAAGGCUGAUGACAGCCAUGUGCUUAAGCCAAGGAGUCUGCUGAAGGACUCGCAACCUCUGCCGAGUGUUGGGAUAGGUCCAGAGAUGAGACGCAUGGAGGAGCAGCGCAUGAGGGAGCAGCGGCGCAUGGAGGAGCAGUGGCGCAUGGAGCAGCAGCGCAUGAGGGAGCUGCGCAUGAGGGGGUGGCCUUUACAGAUGGACACCUCUCGUCCAAUCACACUGCUGGAUGCACAGGAACAGAUAAAGGUGUGGAGGUGGGUGAAGGUUGCAUUAGCAGCAGAGCUCUCCUCGCCGCCUCGUCCAGCCUCUCAGCAAGCCUUGUCACCUCCCUGCAGAACGAUGUCAGCCGAAGAGAAGCUGUAUGACUACAUCAUCUCCUGGCUGGAUCUCAGCCAAGAAUAUGCCGAUCAUCUGAGAAAGUCCGCAGGGAAGCUGGAGGCCAUCAACGAGGGCUGCAACGCCGGCCGGGCGGUGGGCAACACCGUCAGCGUGGUCGGUGGAGUGGUGAUGGUGGGAGCCGGCAUCGCCACCCUGUGUAGUGCAGGAGCAGCGGCUCCCCUCUUAGAAGUCGCAGGCGCCUACGGGUUAACCGGGUCAGCCAUCACUUACACAUCCAAAGGCAUCGAAUGGUUUCUAGAACGUGACAUACUCCAAGAUGCAAAGAAGAUUUCUGAGGAGCAUAAGGAGCGCGGAGAAAAAAUCCAGAAAUGCAUGCAGGAGAUGAUGCAGGAAAACAUGGGAGGCUCUGGUCCACCUGUGGGGGGGGAUUACAUGGACCCCAGGUUGACUCUCAGCAAGCCGUGGGCCCCCGUGAGACGGGACCCGGCCCUGUAG